CGAGCUGCUGCGUGCGCGAUAAGGCUACCCCAACCAACGUUUCAUCGUAACAUUAUCAUCGACACUCCAGCCAUCAUCAUGAUCAACAGCAACAAGGUCUUCGCCCUGUUCGUCGCCGUUGUGGCCGUCACGAGCGGCGUGCACGCCGACAAGGAAGCUGCGCAGGGGGACUACGGUGGCACGGGUGGAACCAGCGGCGGCAUGGGUGGCAUGGGGGGCGGCCUCUCAGGCCUCUCCAAGAUGAUGCCUGGGGCGGGCGGAAUGGGCGGCGGAAUGGGCGGCAUGCCCGACUUCAGCAAGAUGAUGUCGGGAAUGGGCGGCACUGGCGGGAUGUCGAGCUUCUCCAAGAUGAUGCCUGGAAUGGGCGGUACGGGUACUGGCGGUGCUUCUGGGGGUCUCUCCAGCCUCUCCAAGAUGAUGCCUGGCGCGGGCGGCGCCGGCACCAGUGGUGGGAUGGGCGGCAUGCCCGACUUCAGCAAAAUGAUGUCCGGAAUGGGCGGCGCCGGUGGCGGUUUUCCGGGCAUGAGUGGAGGUUUCUCCAGUCUCAGCAAGAUGAUGCCCGGUGCAGGUGGAAGUCCGGGUACGGUUCACGCGCCUGGCGCUACUGGCACUAGCACCGGCACCGGCACUGGUACUGGCGCGACCGGUUCAACGCAGAAGACUUACCGCAGUCUCCGCUCUGAGUAAG
Messenger RNA from Phytophthora sojae, 688 nucleotides. RefSeq lists its product as hypothetical. The transcript has a single exon. The record is from RefSeq and is a predicted model, not a curated record. NCBI's taxonomy places the organism in Eukaryota, Oomycota, Peronosporomycetes, Peronosporales, Peronosporaceae. The coding region runs from base 79 to 687 and encodes 202 amino acids.